CUAGCCUGCACUCCACCACACGACCAACUCCUCAAUUAGGAAAGCUAGCUACAUCCCCAGAAAUAUCUGGCACUUUUGUCCUCGCCCUUCUGAUUAUUAUUUGCUCUUCUUCACUCCGCAGAGAGACAGCAAACUGAUAAGCACCUCUAUUCGCAAAAAUCCCGGCCGUAUUAUCCUUGCAAAACAACCUGGGGCGCUGCCCGCACUUUGGAUUGCAUCGAUUGCUUCCAGUUCACACCUCUCUCUCACCUACAUAGUACAUCCGGUCAAAAACCUCUUGUUCUCAUACAAAACAGAUAACCGGUACUCUAGUUAUUAGUUACAAGAAAUUCCUGGACAGAGCAUACGCCUCUUCUCAACUCCUCAGGUCAGUUUAUGACGUCGCCCCGCGAAUCAUUUAGGUAGCAAGCCCAACUUUCACUGUGCACAACUUCGCUCUAGCACAACCCCUUUUCAAACCGAGUCAAACUGCUCACAUACUUUCCGCUUGCGCUGCUUGAUAUCAUACUAACUCAAGGUAGCUCCUCCGUUGCGUCUUCGAUACCCCCAAACUCUCAAAUUUACGAGCAUGCGACAGCAUAAAAUGGCGAUCCAAUCAGGACCUGCUACCCAAGCGGGAACUGUUCGAUUCAUUCCUUUGAGCUACAACCAAAGCGAUUCACAGACUUCAGCUUUACGCUUAGUACUGACCCUCCGACCCGAAUGGGAGCAUACCGAUGGCAAGAUUGAGUUUGUCAGGUUCACGGAUGGAAUCACGAAUACAUUGCUGAAAGUGGUGAACAAGAAGCCUGGUCUAUCGUCGGAAGAAAUUGAUAAUGAAGCAGUUCUACUUAGAGCAUAUGGACAAGGGACGGAUCUUAUAAUUGAUCGAGAACGAGAAACCCAAAAUCACGAACUCCUUAUGCGACACAAGCUUGCCCCUGAAUUGCUGGCUCGAUUUCACAAUGGGAUGCUUUAUCGGUUCAUUCGAGGUGCUGUGACAUCCCCUGCGGAUCUCCGACGACAAGAAAUCUGGAGAGCUGUAGCAACGAGACUGGCAGAGUGGCACGCGGUCGUCCCUUGUCUCCCUUCAUCUCGAGAAGCUUUGGCAACGGAAGUCAAUGGAGGCCAAGAAAUAGGAGUUCCGGCUCCGACCCCAAGUAAGAAAGAUCCAGCAUUGCAGGCAGCUAUUGACAAUAUCGCUCCCGGGAAACCCGCUCCAAAUGUAUGGACUGUCAUGCAGAAAUGGAUCUAUGCUCUUCCUUCAUCGACAGACGCGCAAAUCUCUCGACAAGCAAAUUUACAAAAGGAAUUAACCCGUCUGGUCAAGGAAUUCAGUAACCGCCCUGGUUUAGGUACAGAUAGCGUGAGUUUCUUCCUAUCAAUACACAUACAUGCCACAAUUGCCAUUGAGUGAUUUCAGUCCCUACCACAGAUAAAGCCUCGGCCUGACCAUUGGUGAUGUGAACGAAUUUCCGUACUGACAUGUGCCAGCUUGUCUUUGCCCAUUGCGACUUAUUGAGUGGUAAUGUAAUUGUACAACCAAAAUCUUCAGGUAUCACAGCAGCUGGUGAGCCAAAAGAGAUAGUCGGUUUCAUCGAUUACGAGUACGCAACACCAUCGCCCGCUGCAUUCGACAUUGCAAAUCACUUUGCCGAAUGGGGAGGAUUUGAUUGCGAACAUCAACUCUUGCCAACCAAAUCCCAAAGGAAAGACUUCAUCCGGGAAUACAUUCGAAGUUACUUUUCCUUCCAACGCGACAACACCGGUGUAGAUGAGGAAGCCGAAAUCCAAAAGCUCUUUGACGAAGUAGAUGUCUGGCGUGGAAUUCCUGGUUUUUAUUGGGGUAUUUGGGCCUUGAUUCAAGCCACUAUUUCCCAAAUCGACUUUGACUAUGCAUCGUAUGCAGAGGUCCGACUUGGCGAGUAUUGGUCUUGGCGCGCAGAUUGUGAUGGAUCUCGUGCUGCGGCAGGAAAGGAGCUUCCAGUGAGGGAAAAACGAUGGGCGGAGGAGUGAUUGGGAACGAUGAUCACAUCUCCGCGGAAUAUGUAGUUGGAUUUGACUUUUGCGCAUAGCGAUGAUAUACACCCUUUUUUGCCUGCGUGCUUUCGGUUUCUUUCUGGGACCCUCUUUGGCUUCAACGCUGAUGGGAAAAUGGGAUAGAUGGGAGGGAGUCCUUUUUUCUGGACAAAGAAAAGUACAG
Molecule: messenger RNA, 2182 nt
Organism: Hymenoscyphus albidus
Lineage: Eukaryota; Fungi; Ascomycota; Leotiomycetes; Helotiales; Helotiaceae
Source: the annotation of a GenBank genome assembly